AUGAUUUCAUUACUGAUCUUGGGCACUACGAUGCUGGAACAAGGGACCUUUGAUCUGCCUGAGGGAUGGUGGUCGGACCCCGUUCGAUUCCAACUUGAGCGGCGAGCAAUUUUCAGCCAGACGUGGAUCUGUGUCAGCCACCGCGGCCGUUUUCGCUCCCCCGGCGACUAUGUGGUCUACGAUGUUGCUGGUUUUCGCAUUCUCAUGAUCUUGGGCAAGGAUAUGGUAGUGCGGUCGUUCCACAAUGUUUGCAGGCAUAGAGCCUUCCCCGUCGCGAGGAAGCAAUCUGGCAGUGCCACCGUGCUAGGCUGUCGAUAUCACGGGUGGAGCUAUAACACGGAGGGGAAACUCACCAAGGCUCCUUAUUUCGAUGAACUACCCGGCUUUGAUAGGAGCUUGAAUAGUCUCUUCGAGAUCCACACGAAACAAGACGACAAAUGCUUCCUUCAUGUCAAUGUGAGCCGUCACGAAGGCGUGUCUGCUACUGCCACUCCAAGGGGGGUCGAAUCCGGGAGGCUUGGCGAUGUCAGCCCCGACGCAGAGCUGCUAGACAGUAUCGAGUUCAGUGGGAAGUUCAACUGGAAGGUCGUCCUCAACCAGCCAUACGCUAUAUCACCUCCAGCCAAGUCCACUUUCACGGCGAUAACUAGUUCAACUGGAGAGCUCCAAUUCUUCCCUCUGACUACGGUACACUUAGUGCCUGGCCAGCCCUUUUGGUAUCAACUAACUUAUUCUCCCGUCACCGUUGACCAAACAAAUCUACGUUGCGACAUUUAUACCAAUAGUCCUAAGGCGUCUUUCAAAUUUGAUGGAACGACUAAAUGCUUUCUUGAGAAAGAGAUAAAGCAAAAACUGCUAGCUUUCGAGAACCAAUACAAGCAGCUUAUCACUUCAGCAGAAGAGGCAAUUGGCAACGGUUACCAAGCAAAGAUUGCUGCAGCGGUCGAAAUGCAUCGACGCCAGGAGGCGUUGCGAGGAUUUGAAAUCAAGCCCGCUGCGCUGAAGCAGCAAAAUGGCGACGAUAAGCUCUCCAAGGCUGAACGAAUCGAGAAGGAGACCCAUGCACUUCACAAGGCUGAUGUUGUUACUGGUCCCAAAUCACGGUAUCUUAUUCCGUUUGCCGGGUACCGUCGUAGUUUCCGGCUCGCUAGCCCCUUUGGACCCCGCCCUUCCGUGCUUAUCAACUAUGCCGAUCCACUUCCCCUCCUUGAUACGGACCGUCAACCGCCGGUGCAAACCUGCCCAAAGCUUGAGAACGGAAUAGUACGAUCAAGUAGACUAAACGCUCUUGACUUGAACGCUACCAUGCCCCGACGUGGCGGCGGGAGGCAGACGAGAUUGUGCGGGCGCCGUUCCCGAGGUGGUUGCUCCUCAUGCAAGCAGCGACAUGUCAAAUGUGAUGAGAGCAGGCCAACGUGUACGAACUGCGCAAAGAAGGGCUUGUUAUGUGACGGCUACCCUCAGCGAACGUUGAGGUGGUCAUACAAGCACGAGAUAACGGCGAAUGAGACAUCACAGCAACAGAACAAGUCACUAGAGCCUCUCAACGAUAACCCAACCAUCAUUGCGCCAAAUCCCCCAACGACUGAUGACCAUACUCGCGAGGAGGAUGGGGAGGCUCGUGUGGUGGCGGAUGAUGAAAUGGCUCUUUGGCCACAGUCAGAGGAUAUCGGCUUAUCGGAUCUUUUAGGCUUCGAUUCGACGAACAUGUUUGAUCAUGAGUUCUCUGGGAGUCUUGAAUCGAUUGCUAUCGAGACCCCGACCUUUGACUUUUUGACUUUCGACCAGGUACCUGACUUCUGCUUUGAUACCUCACCUCAAGGGCACACCUGGUUAGAUCCAGGUCUAUCUAACCGAUUACAACUAUCGGGGAUAGACGCAGACCCAGCUACGCGGCUUCUGAAAUGUUGGUUCGACGAAAUAUGCCCUGCAUGGUCCGGCUUCGACUCCAAGUCAAACAUGAAUAGAAGGAUGGCCGAGGAUCUUUGGCAAAGCUCACCUCCGGUCUUCACUGCUCUACAAAGCAUGUCAGCUAGUUUCCUCUCGGCAAGACUACCGCAGAUGAGGCAAUCUGCUAUGAAUCUUCUCAAAACAGCAACACUGAGUGUCCAGGCAGAGAUACAGGAGCUCAAUGAGAAGGAUGUCGUCGAUGAAAUACCUAUCGGUAUCCUGUUCGCAUUAAUCUGUCUUGGUACAACAAUUUGCUGGCUGGAUACUCGUAGAGUCGGUUGGCCGUUUCUGCAAGAAGCAAAGAAACUAUUUCGAUGGACCUCACAGCAACAGUUUGCAGCUGAUGCAGACAGGAUAGAUUUCUUCAACAAAAGUCUCGUCUACUGGGAUAUGUUAAUAUCUCUUAUAUAUGACCCAGAACCAGGUACCGAUAUACAUCAAGUCAGCGAACUGCCAUCCAGCUUUCCGAGAUCUCAUCUCCUUGCUACUUACAGCCAACCUUCCUACGAGACGGAGCCUCACCCGCGGACUGGCGUCUCACUUCUCAGCACAACCCUUUUCACGCGGUCAAUUCGCCUUUGUCGGGUCUAUCGACGUCGCACAACUGAGCGAGCACUGGACUCGCCUCCAACAACACCAGAGAUCGAGCAAGCCAAAGAAUUAGAGGUCGAGUUGCUGCAGUUGCAGCUUUCGCCUAGACCAUCGAUCAACAAUACCGAUGACCCGCGCACACCAGCUACUCACCUUCUACACGUGGCCGAAGCUUAUCAACUUGCUUCCUUGCUCCAGAUCUACAUACAGUUUCCGGCGUUACUAAAGCCACCAUCCCAAUUAAAUCCACGAGACUUCAAUGAGGCUGAAAUAACAAUGUUAUGGCACAAGCGCAUCAUACCCCUCACUCUUCGGCUCAUAGAAGUGCUAGAGCAAAUCCCCUCCGAGUCCCGUAGCUGCGCUAUCCAGCCACUUUUGUAUAUGUGCGCCGCCACUGGACUUCGACACACACCAGCUUGUUCGCCUGGUACAGAGCCCAGCAGCGGUAGCCCAGCCAAGCCAAGGCCAAUGGAGAGCAUCCUUGACUAUCUAGACCUUCUCAAAGACCCAGUCGAACAUUCCAAGGAGGAUAUCGAUCCUUUGUCUAUCUCACAGACUACGAUUGACGUCAGUAAAGGACGAACUUUUAUCUUACGGCGCCUGAGUGUCUUCAAAGAAUGUUUGCACCCUGGUCCAAUUGCAGUCGCCGAAGAGUUUGUGAAAGAACUGUGGGACGCUUAUGAUGAAGCGCCCCGGUGGAGCAUGGAUGUCUGCUGGAUUAGUCUUAUGGAUAAGAAGGACCUUCGAACGCUAUUUGGAUAG
Molecule: messenger RNA, 3303 nt
Organism: Fusarium tjaetaba
Lineage: Eukaryota; Fungi; Ascomycota; Sordariomycetes; Hypocreales; Nectriaceae
Exons: 8
Coding region: 1-3303 (1100 amino acids)
Biological process (GO): positive regulation of transcription by RNA polymerase II
Cellular component (GO): nucleus
Molecular function (GO): DNA-binding transcription factor activity, RNA polymerase II-specific; zinc ion binding; transcription cis-regulatory region binding
Source: RefSeq, a predicted model, not a curated record